This is a messenger RNA of Melampsora larici-populina 98AG31, 432 nucleotides long. RefSeq lists its product as uncharacterized. Lineage: Eukaryota; Fungi; Basidiomycota; Pucciniomycetes; Pucciniales; Melampsoraceae. Gene Ontology annotation, cellular component: cytosol. Bases 1 to 432 code for a protein of 143 amino acids. The record is from RefSeq and is a predicted model, not a curated record. The transcript is spliced from 4 exons. Gene Ontology annotation, molecular function: protein-disulfide reductase [NAD(P)H] activity.
AUGUUAUUGAUUCCAAAAACUAAAACUUUCGAUCAAACUCAAUCAAAAGAAUUAAUCAAUCACUUAUCCACAACCAAAUCAAAUCAAAUCAUCAUCUUCUACUCUUCUCAUGAUUCAAAUACUGGUCAAAUGUGGUGUGGAGAUUGUGUAGAAUUGCAAUCUAAUUUGAUUAAUGUUUUUGAAAAUGAAAAGUAUCAAGCUUUACAAGACCAAUUAGUUUAUGUUUAUGUAGGGGAAAGAGAUCAAUGGAGGUCUUCAGAUAAUGUAUUCAGACAAUCACCUUGGUCGAUUACCAAUCUACCUACGAUCUUGAAAGUUUUACCUGGUGAGAAACCUUUAAAUGAAAGAAUCUCACCACUUGAUUCUAGACUAGUAGAAGAUGAAGCAAACAAUCGAGAAAGACUUGUCAAUUAUCUGACAACCUCCACAUAA